UUCAUUAUUAAUUUGAGACCGCCACUCCCAUUGGAUGUCACAUGUUGACCCAAGCAGAUGUUUUAAAAGCUCCAUAAUCUGUCUGUGUUUGAGGACGAGAGAGAUGCGAACACUUUAUCCAAAUCCUACAGGACGACGGUAGUUUAUUAAAUAAACCAGAUAACGCUCUGUUGGUGAAAAGACCUAAAUGAUGAACAUCGAGGGGGAGGAGAUGCGCAAGCCAAUCCGGCUCAUCGCAGCUGCCUGCAGGGAUAUGGGCAUCGGGAAGGACGGACAGAUUCCCUGGUGUCUUCCAAAAGAAUUUCAGUUCUUACUGGAUACAAUAACAGCCGUGUCGGCACCCGGGAAGAAGAAUCUGAUUGUCUGGGGCCGAAUCUGCUGGUUCUCCUGUCCUGAGACGGUUUUUCCUUUGGCAAAUUGCAUAAAUUUGGUAUUGAGCAGAAAAAUGAUUUCAGUGCCUCCGCAUGCCCACUAUCUGUGUAAGGACUUUGACUCAAUAAUUCGCCUGGUUUCUGAACCUCCUUUAUGUCACACUGUGGAGGUCAUCUGGAUCUUAGGAGGCACUGAAGUCUAUAAGGAAAGUCUAGAGCAUCCCUGGUGUGAUCUCAUCUAUCUGACCAACAUCAUGGCCAACUUUGAAUGUGACGUCUUUUUCCCAGAGUUUGACCCCAACAUUUUCAGGAAACAAAAAAAGCUUUCCCGGAGUACCCGAUGAAAUUAUUGAGGAAAAUGGGAUUAAGUUUCAAUUUCAAGUCUUCAAGAAGAUUAAAAACUGAUUCUGCAAGAACACAAGAGAGUCAAACAUGAUGCAGGAUUUGAUCAAGGUUUUUACACUUUUGAAUACCAUUCAAUCAUAUUUUACUGAUUUUAAUACAGUUCAAGUAUAUUGGCUAAGAAGAAUCUAGCAGUAUUGCACAAAACACUUUAUCUCAAAAGCUGUCUUAGGAGCUUCAGUGGCACACUGUCGGCUUUUGGGAUUGGCAUAAGCACUUACUUCAUUUAGUCUAAAAUGACUAGAGAAUGCAGCUUUCAACAUGAUACUCACAUAAGCCCAUUUCCACCACAAAACUCAUAUAUGGGUAGGCAAAAUAAUCUUGUUUCUCUUUUUGACAAGAUUAUUUUGCUUGUUUAUGGAAAAAAAACUCACUUAAUUUUGACAUUAUUUCGUAAAACAAGACAUUUAAUUUUGCUUAUCUAUAAAAUGCCUCUCGAUUUAAGCCUUUUAAGAUAUUUGGACUAGAAACCAGACGUAGUAUGGCAUCACCAUGAAAGUCAUUGUUAGAUUUUCUGUGCACAUUUAUUCAAUAAGAAUGUACAUGGCUGCAUUCUGUGGUGCUUCAUCACCAUUAACAUCUGAAAAGCAGCGAGUUCUUCAUAAAAACCCAUAUGGAGAACACUUUCCUGCUACCGAGCUCAGUUCUUACAUAAGAAGUGACACAAUGUGGAACAUGAGGAGGACUCAGACAGUGGUGCCAGUGAUGAGCAACCCUUCUCUCAAGAUAACACGCGCUACUGUCUGACUAAUCAGAUCUACUGUUACUCAUCUGACGGUCAGCACUGACACGAGCGUGAUGAUGACGAUUUAAAGCAGAUGAAGAGGUCCACACACACAUAUACAAACCAUCUGCUGUUUCAACUCGCUGCCUUAAUGUAGUAUUCAGCUUUUGUAUGUGUGUGUGUGUGUGUUUUGUGUGUUUAACAUGUAUCAUUGUAUACACACUUAUCAUUUUCUUUUGUUAAUUAUGAUACUGCUUGAUGCUAUAUUAACAAUCAUCAUAAAUUAAACAUUUAACAUUUGUGACAGCUAAAA
Messenger RNA from Danio rerio (zebrafish), 1810 nucleotides. The record is from RefSeq and is a predicted model, not a curated record. Lineage: Eukaryota; Metazoa; Chordata; Actinopteri; Cypriniformes; Danionidae.